Molecule: messenger RNA, 5128 nt
Organism: Xyrauchen texanus (razorback sucker)
Lineage: Eukaryota; Metazoa; Chordata; Actinopteri; Cypriniformes; Catostomidae
Product: mastermind-like protein 2
Exons: 5
Coding region: 1159-3930 (923 amino acids)
Biological process (GO): Notch signaling pathway; positive regulation of transcription of Notch receptor target
Cellular component (GO): nuclear speck; nucleoplasm
Molecular function (GO): transcription coactivator activity
Source: RefSeq, a predicted model, not a curated record
CCGGAUUUACCACCGUACGCGCUCGGACUACUGAUAAUCCGCUGAACGAAAAACGCCAGUCAAAUUCUACUGGAAGUCGUGUUUCAUUUAGUUUAAUUGUGGGAUCACCGCAAGGAGCCAUAAACAGUGUCUUAAAUGACACUCACGAAAAGUGCUUUGCUUGAACUCUCUGGAAGUUUGCGGAUGUUCAUCUCCAAGUAAAUGGAUUAUAAUUGCGUUUAUUAUUUGGAAGCGGAUAGGAACCCUCGUCAUAUCGAUAAGUGCGUCUUGUUGAGGGUAUGACCGACAAAUAGCGGAAUGCAUUGGCGUGAAUCCGUUUAUUCACUGCUGCGUGACAGUUUGGAAAACCUUAUCUGAUAUUAACAGACUGUGGAUUUUUUACACCUUACAUAGAGUUGAAUACGCGCUGCAUUUUGGCGACCUGACUAGCUGCAAAGACACCACUGUGAAUAACGUUGCAUACUGGAACUCAUAACAUAAAUUGCGGAUCUUGAGAGCAAAUUUGGAUUCCAGCUUAUAUACUUUUAGAUAUAAGGAGAGGGAGGGAGACUGUUAUUUACCUGUAAUGAAUCGAAAUGUUUGUCAUUUCGAUGAUUUUCUGCUCCGCUAACAAAUAUAGGCUAUUGUAAAACACGUUUUCCAAACAUUGGUUCUGGUUGUGAGAACAUCAAAAUGUCCAUGUUUCUUAAUGUAAAGUAGAAUGUCAUUCAGCGAAACAUUCCUGGAAGCGUUCUCUCAACAUAAUUUGUAUUAGGCUAACAAAUUAACAUUAGCAUAACUCUCCUGGAAAUGCGCUCUCAAUUUAACAAAUGACAUUAGCAUCCUGGAAACCUUCUUUCAAAUGAAUUUGUAUUAACAAAUUAACAUAACUCUUGUGAAAACACAACACAGUGCUCACUAUCUUGUAGGCUAUUACAAACUUGGCAUUUCAGAACAUUGUAUCGUUUAUGUUUAUAUUUGACAUAUGACUAAGAACAUUGUUAGACCUUCACUGUCAGCUAAAAUAUCAGAUGCUAAUGGUUCAAACAACUAAGAACGUUUCUACUAAUUACGUUUCUCCUUUAAAAUAUUAAUUACAUCAUAAGAACGUGUGUUCCUAUCAUUGCCUUCAGUAAGGUAUAGCGUUUUCAACUUUAAAGAAAGAGGAAUCUAUAGGUCAUGGGAGAGGCGUCUCCGACCCAAGCCACCCCAAGUGGAUUUGCACCUAUGUUAGGCGUUGGGAUGGUAGGAUCAAUCACGCCAAUUGCCACUUCAAGAGGAUCAGUAGUCCCGCAGCUUCACAGCGCUAUAGUUAAACGCUUGCGUGCCAGAAUUGAGCUGUGCCGACGGCAUCACUCCACCUGCGAGAGCCGCUAUGAGCGCGGCCAGGCAGAAAACUCGGACCGUGAACAUGAGAGCACACUUCAUCUCUUAAACAUCGUCCAUCAGGGUCCCGGGAACAGGAAAACCAAGGGCAACAGAUCAGGCUCUCAGCAGCCACCUGAAUACAACCGUGUGAAUGGUGAACAGAAAGUCCGCAGUUCGACGGAGACAGAACCCAAAAUUUCUUCGCAAAUAGCACAGGGACUGAGGAGAAAGAUUGAAGCACAAUCUCCUGGAUACAAUCCCAAGCAGAAUGGACUAUCAUGUGGGGUCUCUGGAUCCGACUUCAAGCGCCUCUGUGUGGAACCCAACCCUUUUCGACCUGGUUCCUGUUCUAUGGCUUCAGGACAUUCUCAAAAUUUGGUUGGGGAUGCCUCCCAGGGUAACCUGCUUCGAAGGAAGGACACCUUCAUGAUGUCCCAUGAAGUUAGCAGCGAUCACUUCAACAUAACUUUGAGGGAUAUGAAGAAGGAGCCAAUUGAGGUUCAGACUUGCAGCCAGACAUUGACAGAUCCUGCCAUGUUGGCGUUUGAAUUCAAAGAGGAAGGAAAUGGACAGAUUGACCCAGAGCUCCAGGACUUGUUUGAUGAGCUCACCAAGUCAGUGCCAUCGCUCAAUGAUCUGGAGCUGGAGAAGAUGCUAAAGCAAGAUGAUGACUUUGAUUUGGAUCUGGGCCGACCAAGUUCAGUUGGUGCAGCUCCUACUUGUAUUCACCUAGAUAAGCCAAUUAAGACAGAGUAUACACCAGAUUUUAGCCAGACAGCUGGAGGAUCUCCACAGUUAAGACCAUCCUCCGCUGGACCUUCCUUCUCCUUGGCCAACACAACUUUAUCCACCUCACCGAUCACUUCAGAGCAGAUGAAUCAUGGUCAGGUACCUACUGCGGUUCCUUCUAGAGGUCUUUCAACAUGGCCUGAGAUGUCACAUGCUGAGCAGCUGAAACAAAUGGCUGCUAACCAACAACAUCCAAACUCUAUGCUUCGUAACCACCAACAGAGUCAAGCAGGAGGGGUGAGGAACUGGUCUUCAGCCUUGGAUGUUCACCAAACACCUACUUCUUUCAAUCACGAGACCAUUCCCAAUAAUGUUUCCCUUUCUCAGCAGAGAAUCAGCUCUCAGAGUACUGGUCAAGCCAAAGGCAUACCCAACUGCUUUCUCAAGCCCAAUGGAUUCAACCCCUCCCAUCACAUCGACUCAAAGGUUCUCGGCAGUAAGCCACUGCUGAAUUUCAGGCUUAAAGCACCACCUUCUACCACAGGCCAACAGAUGCCCCUUAUGGCUGUUACACCAAACAAAGCAACCAUGCAACAGCAGCAGCCCUCUACAGCAGGCCAGGUCAUGCACUUUCAGAACUGCCAGCUGCCCAUGCAGCCUUCACUCUGUCUACAAGCUAAGCCCCUAAGUCAAAGGCCUCAACUCAGUCAGCAUGGUCCAGCAAUCAAUUUCAAAUUGGCACAGCAGAGACAGGGUAUUUUACCAGGACCUCGUUUACCAGCGAAUGGUCGACCUGUAGAUAUAUCUGGGCAGGUCCAACAGCAGAGGUCAGCUGUUCUUAAUUCACAGAAAAAUCCAGGCCAGGACCAGAAUAUUCAGAGACAACUGGGCCAGUCACAGCACAGCAUCACUGAUAUAGAAAAACUCAGCACACAAGAUCAGUUUAGUCGUCAUCUCACAAGACCGCCACCAGACUACAAACAACCACACAAUGGAGUUGGAGCUCAGCAGCCAAGCUUAUACUCAGGCAAUGGGUCAGACCAAAGUAACAUCCAGCCCAUAUCUUGCCACCUGCCCAAUGGACAGGCUACCAAGAUGGUGCUUAACUCAGGAGAGCGAAGGUUUCCCCUUGGACAAGACCAUAAUCCAAGACCCACACAGGCUCAAGCUUGCGUAAGCCAGCUACGACAGCAACCUAACAGCCAGACCCGAAUGGGCCUUCCACGAAGCAAGCCUCAGUUCCAUGGGACUAACAACCAGAGUGCCACUUUCCAAUCUAGCACUCAGCAUGCCAGGACAAGUGUCACUCAAGAUGCCAUGCUGGGUCAAAAACUGUCUGAAAUGACCUCCAAUACCAACAGGAUGGACACUGCUUUGAGCUGGGCAACUAGUGCCAAACAGUGUGGGACGCUAUCAAGGCUGGAUGUCAAACGGCUCCCCAAUGUAGUGGCACCCCAAAGUAACAAUAAUUUCCCCCCAAGACCUGUUUGUGCACCCAACCAGGUAGCACCUCACUCUAGCCUGCUACCUAUAAACACUGCAAUAAGAGGUUCUGCUCCCAGAUCUAGCCAGCCCAGAAUACCCCCAUUACCUGGGGUCACUUGCCUGAAUCAGUCCACUGCUGAACAGCAAGGAUGCCCGACCCCAUUUGCAGGGAUGAGCCAAAGCCCAGCAACCUAUCAGAACAACCGGGCAGGGCGGCUGACCUUUGACUUCUUACAGGAGGAUGAUAAUACGGUACCCGGGAUCAAUGCAGACUCUGAUUUUAUCGACUCUCUGCUUAAAUCUGGUUCAGGCAAUGAUGAUUGGAUGAAAGACAUUAAUCUGGAGGAAAUUCUAGGAGGUCAUUCGUAAACAGACUCAAGGCACAAGAAUUUUGGAGCAGCAUUUUGCCAGAAGCCAGAAGUGAUAGGCCUUUUAAUAUAUUUUAUUAUCUUUGUAUUUCUGUGGAAAAAUUUACUAUACUACUUUGGGUUGUUUUUUUUUCCAUAUCAUCUACUAACAUAUUGUAAAGUUUCAUGUUCAUGUUUCUUUAAGGGAUCACCCAAAAAUGUUAAGUCUGUCAUAAUAUUUACUCAACCUCAUGUCAUUCCAAAUCUGUAUGACUUUCUUUCGUGUAACACAGAAAGAAAUGUUAAGCAGAAUGUUAGAGACUGAUGACCUGAGUUUGAAGACAGAUUUUAAAGUAACUGCACCCUGUAAAUCUGUACAUUGCUGUAGGGAUAAAGAAUGAAUUGAAAUAAACUCUAAAUUGCGAUAUGACAUUUGGCGAUUAUCAAUCCGCAAAGGCUGCAAUUUAAUUAAAUAAAUAAAUAGCCUGCAUGCUGUAUGUGCGCAGCUCUGUUUGAGUACUGUAUAAUCAGACAUACGCACACAUGAGGCUAAUGAGAUGAGCGUGUUAUAUUUACAGCGCUCUAGAUUCACUAAAUGCAACUUUGUGUUAUUCCAAAUAUGCUUGGCCCCUAAAAGUUACUUUCCAAAUAUAAAGUAACCUCAUAACACUGUGAUUCUGUGGACAGAAGAGUGAAUGAGAGCAUUUCUCUGCAUUAAAUGGCCUUGUAAACUCUCCUACAAAAGGAAAUGCCUUCCUUCAGUGUUCUGCUAAAAUAAAAGCUUUCGCCAAUAUAAAGGCUUGUUGUUUUAAUCUGUCGCAUUCAAGUUAAGAAAAUAUUACCUAAAUAUGGUACUGUUAAUGAUGAAAAGUGGGCUGUGACCCUAAUCCAAAGUGGGCAUAAACACAUACAUAGUGAACAGAUACAAUGUGAAGAGAAUGUGAAUCUGUCCCCACCCCCUCUACCUUUUGCUGUAUUUUUUAUUUAAGUUUUUAGUCCAGUUCUUUUUAAGAAGACUCAAGUGUGAACACCCUUUCUUAAACAGUAUUUCUAUUGGCAGUAGAGCAUGUUUGCCCAUGUCUUAAUUUUUUGUCAAAAAUAAACGCUUUGUUUUUUUAAAGGUUAAUCAUUAUUUAAUCAUUAAUUCUAAUUUCAAUCACAAUAUUUGUUCAAAAUAAUCACAAUAUAUUUUUUUGUCCAAAUUGUUCUGACCUACAUUC